AUGCAUGUUUGGUCCUUUGAAAUAGGUCUUUUGGAGCAUUCUGGAGCAUAUGGACAUAAGGAGCAUGGAGGGACUUGGCACAUGGAAGCAGCUCAACUGGAUACGCAAAGGAAGAAGGGAGAAGCCAUCUUGAAGACCAGCUCGACCGUCUACUCGACCAACCGGUCGAGUUCCUCAACUCGACCGGCCAAGCUUCAACUCGAUCGAGCUGAGAAGUCAAAGUCAAACCCGAAAAAUGUUGCUUCCCCCUUGACUUUCCUUUGA
Microthlaspi erraticum is the source of this 264-nucleotide messenger RNA. NCBI's taxonomy places the organism in Eukaryota, Viridiplantae, Streptophyta, Magnoliopsida, Brassicales, Brassicaceae. The record is from the annotation of a GenBank genome assembly.